This is a messenger RNA of Emys orbicularis (European pond turtle), 1704 nucleotides long. RefSeq names its product phosphoglucomutase 5 (gene PGM5). The coding region runs from base 1 to 1704 and encodes 567 amino acids. Lineage: Eukaryota; Metazoa; Chordata; Testudines; Emydidae. The record is from RefSeq and is a predicted model, not a curated record. Gene Ontology annotation, molecular function: phosphoglucomutase activity. Gene Ontology annotation, biological process: carbohydrate metabolic process; striated muscle tissue development; myofibril assembly. The transcript is spliced from 11 exons. Gene Ontology annotation, cellular component: cell-substrate junction; adherens junction; cytosol.
AUGGAGGGGAGCCCCAUCCCGGUGCUCACGGUGCAGACCGCCCCCUACGAGGACCAGAAGCCGACGGGCGGCGGGGGGCUGCGGCGGCCCACGGGGCUCUUCGAGAGCCAGCGCAACUACCUGCCCAACUUCGUGCAGAGCCUGCUCUCCUCCAUCGACCUGCGCGACCGCCAGGGCUGCACCAUGGUGGUGGGGAGCGACGGCAGGUACUUCAGCCGGACCGCCACCGAGAUCGUCGUGCAGAUGGCCGCGGCCAACGGGAUUGGAAGAUUGGUUAUUGGCCAGAAUGGCAUCUUAUCCACACCUGCUGUUUCAUGUAUUAUCCGAAAGAUCAAAGCAGCUGGCGGAAUUAUUCUAACAGCUAGUCACAGUCCUGGAGGACCUGGAGGAGAAUUUGGAGUCAAGUUUAAUGUUUCCAAUGGAGGACCUGCCCCAGAUGCCGUUUCAGACAAAAUCUAUCAGAUCAGCAAAACCCUUGAGGAAUAUGCCAUUUGUCCCGAUCUCAGAGUUGACUUAUCUCGGCUGGGAAGACAAGAAUUUGAUCUGGAGAACAAAUUCAAACCUUUCCGAGUUGAAAUAGUGGAUUCAGUGGAUAUCUACCUCAAUCUGCUUCGAACUAUCUUUGACUUUAACAUGAUCAGAAGCUUGCUGACUGGACCCAAUCAGCUUAAGAUAAGAAUUGAUGCCAUGAAUGGAGUUAUGGGACCCUAUGUAAGGAGAGUCCUGUGUGAUGAAUUAGGAGCUCCUGCAAAUUCUGCAAUAAACUGUAUUCCUCUGGAGGAUUUUGGUGGGCAACUUCCCGACCCAAACUUAACAUACGCAACUACCCUGCUGGAGGCUAUGAAAGGAGGAGAAUACGGAUUUGGAGCUGCUUUUGAUGCUGAUGGAGACCGCUAUAUGAUCCUAGGUCAAAAUGGUUUCUUUGUGAACCCUUCUGAUUCACUGGCAAUUAUUGCUGCCAAUCUUUCUUGCAUUCCAUAUUUCCGUCAGAUGGGUGUUCGAGGGUUCGGUAGAAGCAUGCCUACCAGCACCGCACUGGACAGGGUGGCAAAGUCACUGAAAGUCCCUGUGUAUGAAACACCAACAGGCUGGAGGUUUUUCUCAAAUCUGAUGGAUUCUGGACGAUGCUCACUUUGUGGAGAAGAAAGCUUUGGCACCGGGUCUGACCACAUCCGAGAGAAGGAUGGGCUCUGGGCUGUGCUAGUCUGGCUUUCAAUCAUAGCAGCUCGAAAGCAGAGUGUGGAAGAGAUUGUCAGAGAUCACUGGACGAAAUUUGGCCGCCACUACUAUUGCAGAUUUGAUUAUGAAGCAUUGGAACCCAGAACAGCGUAUUUCAUAAUGAGAGACCUGGAGGCUUUGAUCAUUGGCAAAUCAUUCAGUAAUCAGCAGUUUGCUGUUGGGAACAAUGUCUACCGUGUGGAAAAAACAGACAGCUUUGAAUAUGUAGAUCCUGUAGAUGGCACUGUGACCAAAAGACAGGGAUUGCGAAUUAUUUUCUCAGAUGCUUCAAGGCUCAUCUUCAGACUUAGUGCUUCUAGCAGCGUGCGAGCUACCCUCAGGAUCUAUGCAGAAAGCUAUGAAAAGGAUCCCAGCAAACAUGACAAGGAGUCACAGGCUGUGCUGAGUCCUCUCAUAGCCAUUGCAUUGAAAAUAUCUCAGAUCCAUGAGAGGACAGGGCGGAAGGGACCCACUGUCAUCACCUGA